Messenger RNA from Vicia villosa (hairy vetch), 2034 nucleotides. RefSeq names its product WRKY transcription factor 44-like. Lineage: Eukaryota; Viridiplantae; Streptophyta; Magnoliopsida; Fabales; Fabaceae. Gene Ontology annotation, biological process: regulation of DNA-templated transcription. Gene Ontology annotation, molecular function: sequence-specific DNA binding; DNA-binding transcription factor activity. The coding region runs from base 393 to 1733 and encodes 446 amino acids. The transcript has 6 exons. The record is from RefSeq and is a predicted model, not a curated record.
UCCAAAGGUAGCAUUGAAAAUAACAAUCUUCAUCAUGAGAGUGAACUUCAACAGAUGGUCAAUGCUAUACAAAUAUUGACUGUUAGUUGUCCGUACAGUUUUGGAGGUUGGAACAACCAAUCCUUAAUAUUCACAAAUCCCAAUAACAAACAACUCUUCAUCCAUUUUUUCACUUUCUCUCUAACCACCACCAUGUGUUCCAACUUGUUUACUCACUUUUAGAAUCAAUCAAACCACUUCCACUCUCACUCUCCUUUGUACAUAGUACUAGUAGUACUUAUUUAUUAAAGUAUUCAUGAACCUUAUGACAAGUCACAUAAGCCAAGGUUACAUCUUCUUCUUGGUUUUCUGCAGUUGAAGGUGAAAAUCUUGCAAGAGAUAGAUAGCAUUUGAUGAUGGAUAUUGAAGAAGUAGAAAGAGUAGUUGUUGCCAAACCAGUUGCUUCAAGGCCAAAUUGUUCUACUUUCAAAUCUUUCUCGGAGCUUCUAGCAGGUGCUAUCAAUGCCAAUCCUCCAAUUGCAUCUUCUUCUCAAACUACAACUUCUGCAAUUAGACCAAAGACAGUCAGGUUCAAGCCACCAUUGUAUCUCCCCCCUUCUCAGGCUGACAUUUUUAGAGGUGAACUUAGCAAUUCUUCUGACAUGGAUCCUAAACCUGAUACCAAUCAGUCUCUCAUAUACAAGCCAAUGGCAAAAUUCGUGUCACAGACAACUGUCUCUCUUUUGGCAAACAUGGGAAUUUGUAGUACUAGUCAGCCACAACCACAGCAAUCAAUGGAGGCCAAUCUUCAGAGUCUAAACCAUGACAAAUUUAGAUCUAACAAAACCUCAAAUUUUCAUCAGAACAUUACUACUACCCUACCUACAGAAACAUACCAGGCCACUGAACCUUGUAAGACAGCGGCACAACAGAACUUGGAGGAAGACCAAAAAGCUUUAACGUCAUCAUCCACAGUGAAUGCGGAUAGACCUUCAUAUGAUGGAUAUAACUGGAGAAAAUACGGACAGAAGCAAGUAAAAGGAAGCGAGUAUCCUCGAAGUUAUUACAAAUGCACACAUCCUAAUUGUCCAGUUAAGAAGAAAGUUGAAAGAUCAUUUGAUGGCGAGAUUGCUGAAAUUGUUUACAAAGGCGAACACAAUCAUGGAAAACCGCAACUUCUAAAGCGCAACGCGGGAGCGACACAAGGAUCAGGAAUGGUUUCUGACGGAAUGGUUCAAGAUACAUUAUGGAGUAAUAAUAGUAAUCAGAAUGAAGGAAGAAUAGAGAAUCAUGUCAAAUCUUCACAGGCUAAUGAUUCUACUCUUGAAAAUUCUUGUGGUUUAAGCGGGGAUUGUGAGGAAGGAAGCAAAGGAUUCGAGGCAGACGAAGAUGAUCCUAGAAGUAAAAGAAGGAAAAACGAGAACCAAUCAAACGAAGCGGCAGCAUCAGAAGAAGGUAUAGUAGAGCCACGGACCGUGAUGCAAAACUCAGUGGAUUCUGAUAUCCUUGGAGACGGCUUUCGCUGGAGAAAAUAUGGACAGAAGGUGGUGAAGGGAAAUCCAUAUCCCAGAAGUUACUAUAGAUGUACUCAUAUAAAGUGCAACGUUCGCAAGCACGUGGAGAGAGCAAUAGAUGAUCCAAAAUCAUUUGUGACUACGUAUGAAGGAAAGCACAACCAUGACAUACCACUCAAGAACACAUCAACUGUAGCAUCAUCUGAAAAGGAUUCUCUUAGUAAAGAUAAACCAUAUUGACACUAAUAUAUUAUUAGUUAACAAUAACAUUAUAGUUAUUAUGACUAAAUGGUUUGAAUCCUCAUCUGAUAUAUUUUCACACAUUUUGGUUGGCUAAACCCAACUCAUUUGAAGUGAUUUAUUCUAGUUAUCCUAAAGUAUGCUCAGAAUAAUUGAAGUUCAUCAGAAGAUAGUGACAAUUUGAAAUGCAACUACUGAGACUAGGUUAUUUACUUUAUGUUUUAACUUUUGAUGAGAACAAUAUAUGUAUUUGGAGCAUAAUUCAUAUGGUAAUCAAGAUCUUUAUUCUUGUGGAUGCAUC